AUGAAUGAAUUAGAAACAGCUAGUCAAAAUGAUUUUAACCUUUUCUGGAAAACACUAAAGAACUUGACAGACGACCUUAAUACUGAAACUAAUUCUGAAAACUUACCAAAAAAUCAUGAAUGGUACUCACAUUUUGAACAAUUACAUUGUGAUCACCAUCUUAGUGAAGAACAAGAAAAAAUUAUCGGAAAAUUGAAACAAAAGGAAAACUCGAAAAAUCUCCUCAAUGAGCUUGAUAUGGAAAUAACAACCGAAGAAAUAAUAAAAACAGCUAAGAAAAUAAAAUCUAAAAAAACUGCACACUCAGAUAAAAUCAACAACGAAAUGAUAAAAUAUAGUGUUGAUAUCCUUGCCAAUGGUUUUAUAAAAGUAUUCAACACAAUAAUGAAAUCUGGAAAGUUCCCAACUUCAUGGUGUGAAGGACUUAUCUCACCAAUUUUUAAAUCAGGGAACAAAUUAGACCCAAGUAAUUACCAAGGAAUAUGUGUAUCAAGCUCGUUAGGAAAGUUCUUCUGCUCUGUUCUCCAUGAAAGACUGAUGAACUUUUCAAAAACUAAAGAAUUGUUACACCCUUCUCAAAUUGGUUUCCUACCAAAUAACAGAACGGCCGAUCAUAUUUUUACCUUAAAAACGUUGCAUGAUAAAUAUGUUAAUCAAAAUAAUGAGAAAAUUUACGCAUGCUUUAUUGAUUUUAAAAAAGCCUUUGAUUCUGUCUGGCACGAAGAUCUUUAUUUGAAACUAUUAGAAAAUGGAAUUGGAGGAUGCUUCUAUGAUCUGAUAAAGGAUUUGUACUCCAAUACUCGAUGUGCAGUGAAAGUAUCGGGUCAUAGAACACCCUUCUUUUCUUACAAUCGAGGUGUAUGCCAAGGUUGUGUUUUAAGCCCCGUUCUCUUUAAUCUAUAUAUAAACGAACUUCCUAAUCUAUUUGAAAAAGUAAACCCAGACCCAUUUCUUUUACCAAAUGGAACGAGACUAAGUAGUCUACUAUAUGUGGAUGAUCUUGUCAUACUAUCAAGAUCAAAAUCUGGUCUCCAAAACUGUUUAGACUCCCUCAAUGAAUGGAGCAAAAAAUGGCUAAUGAAUAUUAAUUUGAAAAAAACUGAAGUUAUGAUUCUACAAAAACAUAAACUGCAAUCACUCGACUUUUUCUUGGGAGAUAAACGUAUUGAUAUUACGAACAAAUACACUUAUCUCGGUUUAACUCCUAACACUAAAUUUUCAGUUGCGACUCAACAACUGAGUGAAAAGGCUAUGCAUGCCUUAUUUAAAAUACGGAAAAAUCUUGAUUUUCAGAAACUUACACCAAAACUUGCCAUAAAAAUCUUUGAUGACAUAGUCUCUCCAAUCUUGCUUUAUAAUUCUGAGGUUUGGGGAGCCUAUGGUAACAACGAUUUUACUAAAUGGGACAAAACUAGUACUGAGAAAACACAUCUGAAAUUUUGCAAACUCUAUUUAGGUGUGAACAGAAAAGCGAGCAAUAUCACUAGUAGGGGUGAAUUAGGUAAAUUCCCUCUAUUAAUACCCAUAUUCAAAAGAUUAUUUUCUUAGAUUAACCACCAAUUACCAGAUACAAGUAUAGCGAAACAAACUUUUUACCUAUCAAAAAGACUUUACUCAAAUGGUAAAUACUCACUCUACUCUAAUGCUGCAAGCAUUAUUAAAAAGUUUUAUCACAAUAUCGAAGAUACAAUAGAUAUUGAAAAAUUUGUCCAGGAUACAAACCUAAACGAUUUUGUAAAAACCAUUAAAGAUAAUGCAGGUAUCAGCGGCUUUCCCGGGGGGUCGACCCACGGGCCACCCCGGGGAUUUGUCAAAACAGCCUUGACUAAUGCCCGUGGGUUGGGGCAAAAUUUUGUCACAAAUGCCCCUACCUCCGGGCCGAAAUUUGGAAAACAAUAAUUUCAAAUAUAACAAAUGGUUAUUUACAAAGAAAUUUGUAGUAAGUUAAUAUACUUAUUAACAUAAUUUUGGGCAUCUUGUUCAAUAAACAACAAGACGCCGACUCGGCGUUAACCUCGGGUCGGUGGAUAGGGCAUCGUCUGGUAAAUAUGCAAAAAUGGUGUAAAUCACGAUAGUUUAAUAGUUCGCUAGUAUAAAUGGUGAAUCAGUCCAUCAAAGCUCCGUUUUAACAUUUUAUUGAUAAUAAUUACUGACCCUCAUCAAACCUAUUCUUUUCUCUCUGCAUUAUAUCAGCGGAUGUCGAGAAUUUUUAACGUUCUACUGAAAAACGGGAGCGGUGAUUGUAGGGAAAUUUCGGCCCAAGCCAAGGUAAAUAUUUAUACGGACUAAAAAUAGCACACAGCAUUAUUAAAAAUAAUGCAGCAUGCAGACAUUAGCGGUAGUGCAUCUUCGUCAGCGGCCACCCCGACAUGCACACGCGAUAGUGUGAACAUCCCAAGUUGGGAAGGUGACAGUGCCUGAAGCGCUGCCAAAAACGGCCACCAUGAGUCCUUUCAGUUCAAUUUUAUAGAGAAAUAGUUUCGUUUGCGCUUGUGGGAUUUUAUCCUAGAUAUACGCAUGUGCAGAACACACCAUAAGCUCUAUUCCCGUGUUUAUCCAGUUUAAUACCUUCUUUGAAUUAGCCUUAUCAUUACUGAUAAUAUGUAAACUAGAACACUAUAAUUGACCUCUGCUUGUGGAGUUUUAAUUUAGGGCGAUUAAUUAAACUGAAAUCUGUUCUAUCACAAUGCACUACAGUGCCUAUGGUUAUGUCUAUAUGCGUGUCCUCACAAAUGUCUAGUGUAACGUUGGAUAAGUUCAUUGUCAUACGGUCCCGACAAGCAGCAACGUACAGUAGUCUUCCAGCCGAAAAUAAUUACUUUUGAUUCGGGUCAGUAAUUAUAAUAGAUAACAAGUGAAAGUUGGCCGCGGUAUUCCCAUGCUAUGCAUACGAAGUAUUGUGCAUUAUAUCAACAUAUACUCGAGAAUAGUUAUCCAGCUAAACAUGUAUGUCAAAAUUAUCACAUCUUCUGGUUUAUCAAAUUAUCACAUCUUUGGAUUUUGUGCAAGGACAGCUUCGGGUUACCGGAAGUUGUUGUCUCCUCCGCAGGCUCUUCGACUACGCGCGCGGCUCGACACGAAUGGAAAAAAAAAUAAUAGGAGCCGAAUUUAUGACCUUGGUGUCGUACCGACCCGAGGUAAUGAAGCGUAGGCCGCAAAGAAGAUAUUUUUGAACUAAAAAUUCAUACACAAUUUUAUAUCGGGACAUUUGUUAUUAAUACGUUUGCUAUUUUAACCUAUUUAAUAAAUCAGUAUCCGAUACAAAACGUUUAAAAAGUUUGUGUCCUUUAUAGUUUCAAACAAUUAUUCUGGUGUUUCCAACUUUUAUUGAGGAUAGAUGGCUAAUUAUUCAUUUAUAAAUAAAAGGAUUAAAUUACAUUCACCUACCAUCGAUUGCUACUAAGGGAAACGCGUCAUGAGAAAACGCCUGCCUCGUACCCAGGCGGUAUGUUGUUCUAUUGCUUGCGUGGCCUUUGCGGGGGACGCGUGCCGUCCCACGUGUACAAACCAAAGCGCCUGGGUACGAGGCAGAGAAAACGCGAUCUAUAAAUUGGACAUAGCUUGCGUAGCCAGCGGUUUGCCUCGCCUCCCUAAUUUUCGUUGCCCGCGCCUCAAUCCCAACCCUUAAAACUGCCGGCUACGCAGGCUAAUUGGACAUGAAACAUAACAUGUUUGGACUUCAAACUUUACAUGAUUUUGCUGGAAACAUUUGACGGUUUACAAUUAUUUUUUCCGCGAAAACGUAACAAAGUUAGUACAAACAUUGCAAACCGCAAUACUGAAUUUGUCCACUAUAAACACAAAAUAUAAGGCCUGUUUCAUACGUCGAAUUUAAUUCAGACAAAUUUAAUCACAGAUUUCGUGUUUGCAAGCUAAUCCCCGCCCAAUAUGAAUGUGUUUCUAAAUUUGAAAUAUUGACAGUUGACUGUGAGUGUCAAUAUUUCAAAUCCAAAUUUCAAGUCCAAACAAAUCAUGUUUGACAGCCAAUUGGACGUGUUUUCUCAUGACAUAUUUCUGCUUUAUAGUUGCAAUCAACGGUAUAUUGUUCAUGUGCUUCGAAAUGCUUCGAAUUUGCUUCGAACUUCGAAGGUUCGAAGCGUCUUCAAAAAUCAUAAUUAAGAAUUUUUUUGAUGAAUCACCGCUGACCGAUAUAGCAGCAGUCCAUAUGCAAAUCCCGGGCGUUUGCCCCCGGGGUUAAUUUUCAAAAUACAAAUGUAGGCUAAAUCCCGGGUCUCCGAGGCGUGAUUUUAAAACAAAUUCCGUGCCAUCCCCGGGGGUUGCCCGGGGGUCGACCCCCGGGCAAGCCGCUGAUACCUGCAUAACUACACAUCAUUUUGGAAACAUCAAAUUAAAAACUCUAGUAAAUUGUCAUUUUAUUCUACAUUUAAAAAACACUAUAACUUAGAAGAAUAUCUAAAUAUCAUUAAAGACCCUAACCAAAGAAGACUGUUCUCAAAGUUUUGUAUAAGUCAUCAUAAACUAGAAAUUGAGUUCGGUCGUUAUAGCGAUGUACCUCGACAGGAGAGACUGUGUAAAUACUGCGAUAAACUUGCAGUUGAAGAUGAAUUUCAUUUCUCAUUUGAAUGUGAAAAAUACCAGAAUUUGCAAAAUAACUCACGCAACAUCCUAAAAAACUAUUUCCAAAUGAGCAUCACUGAUGAAUUGAAGAGAAAAUUAUUAAGUGAUCUUAUGUCAUUGAAUGACCCUGUGAUAACAGGUCUAUUUUCGGAACAUAUUUCGAAAUGUUUUUAUAUCAGAGACAACAGCCAUUAAACUAGAAGUCACAAGUUUCUAUAUAUUAUCUAAGUUUCCUUUCGCUUUUUCUAUAUUCACUCUUUCUAACCCUUUCUUAAAUUUUGAUAUUUGUUCUGUCAUAUAUCCUUCCUAUUUGAUAUAUUAUACAUGUAAAUAGCAGUAUAUUGUUUUCCAUUAGUUAAAGUAGUUUUUAUACUAGUUAACUUUUAUAUAUUUUCCAUUAUGCUUAGCAAUACCUGUAAUUAGGUCAUGCAAAUAAAGCUUAUUAAUAAUAAAAAUAAUAAUAAUAGUAUCUCAGUAAAUAAUGAGCGAAAACAUACAUCUAAUAUAUCAAAAUCUAAGUUAGCCUUUCCUGCAUGUGUUUAAUGAAAGUUAUUUGAGUCUAAUUGCUUCACUCGCUUUCUUUGAAAUUAUUAAGAACCAAACCGGAGUACUUUUUUUUGGGACACCCGGUAUAUAUAUGUGGUAUGUAUUAAUAUCUACAGGUUGCAAUUAAUUAUUUGAACUUUCUUUAGGUAUGGAGGAGGUUUCCCUUAUCUCGUUCCUCAAGAGAGUGCCUUUGUUUAAAAAUACUGUAUUCCCAAUGGAUGCUGAAAGAUAUGUUUUGGCAGAAAGAGUACUGGACGUACUUAUGUAUGAAGAUAAGGAUGUUUGUGAAGAAAACAAGACAACUGCCGAGUUUUUUGUUAGCUAUAUUAAGGAAGUGGAGCUCAGAAAAGUUG
Molecule: messenger RNA, 5477 nt
Organism: Paramuricea clavata
Lineage: Eukaryota; Metazoa; Cnidaria; Anthozoa; Malacalcyonacea; Plexauridae
Source: the annotation of a GenBank genome assembly